UUGAACGAUUCAAUGAACAAGUGGUUAAUGCAGACAUGUGAAAGUUUUCUCUUUAAAGAGGAGCUAUCUCACAUAGCAAUUUCAAACACUGUACAUACGAGGGACUUUGCGGUCCUCUACUAGCUCUGAAGCGCUCAAGAAAUGACAUUGACAAUGUCAGUGGGAAAACAAUUGCCGAUAGUCAAGUUUUCAUAUGCUCGGAGUUUCUUGGCUGGAUGUGAGACCUAUUUCAUCGCCCCGACUGCCUGGUAUUAUGUGAGAUCUUUGGGACAAGAUGAGCUUUUUUUGGCAUUUGUAUUGUCAGUCUUCAACGUCACUGCUAUCAUUGGUGGGCCGCUAUUCGGUCGCAUCGUCGACCGCUUUGGCUACCCGAGGCACUUCUUUAUUCUCACUUGUUGCCUUAAAGUCUUCUCCUACGUUCUCUACAGCAUCAAUAUUUCAGGAUUCUUUCCUUUGUUUGGUCGACUGAUCAGCGGACUAAGCGCUGGUGGUACCGUGGCAAUACUUCAAGGCCAGGUCGCAUUGCAAACCACGGUUGAAAAUCGGGCCUCAGUUUUUGUUUUAAUGCAGGGUAUCUACUGCCUUGGGGGAACGUUUGGACCCGCCAUUGGGAGUUUCAUCACAUUCGACGUUACAAUUUGGGGAUGGCAUAUCAACCAAGGAAACUCUCCCGGGUUAGUACUGACCAUGAUUUGGACCGUAUAUUUGACCCUGGCUUUGAUAGCGCCAAAGCACAUGUGGGUGGAGACUGGGACAACCCAUUCGAAGGGUGCCCGAAGUUUGAGCGAUGAUGAUACGAAGAGUGGCCGAGAUCUAGUCGAGAUGGAUCCGAGUUUAAGCAAGAAAGAAAAGCGCGCCGAAAGUGCCAAAGAUCAUUUAAUAAAAACGAGCUCUCGCCGAACCCUCGCCGGCACCGAUCACGAAGGUUUGCCGAAGAUUGAGUGGAACUCGCGAAUUUUAUGCCUACUUUUUCUGGUAUUUUCGAACGAAUCUCUGUCGAGUACGGCGACAUUUUAUGUCCCAGUUCUUGCCUUGAAUCAUUUCCAUCUUAAAUUAAUCCACGUUAAAUUGCUCUUUCUCAAUUGUACGGCUUUCACUCUUCUUGUUUUAAUUCUCUUCUCGAUGGCUUCCAAACGUGUGGAAGAAAGGAAACUCUUUGUGGUUGCCUUGGCAAUGCAGUUAACCGCAUUAGCCUUGCUAACAUCGCUUGGUUUUGCCUGGGAACACAUCAGUUACUUUCAAAACUACAUUCUCCUAUUGUACAUAUGUUUCGGUAUGCCUUAUUUCGCCUUUCCGUUCAGCAACACCAUUCUUUCGAAGAUUACUAAUCCAGGAAAUGCAUCUUUCUACCAAGGGGUAUCUUUUGCCGCGAUGCACUUUGGUAUUGUGAGCAGUCGAGUUGUUAUAAGUUUCAUUCAAACACAGGAAGUUUUGCUAAUCUACUGUUUAGCAUUAAUUUGUCUUUGGUUGGUUGGCUCCGUGUGGUUUUCUAUACAUUUCAAGCAAUUUGCUGGAACAGGUUAUGAUGAUAAAUAAAUUUCAGGU
Messenger RNA from Dendronephthya gigantea, 1545 nucleotides. RefSeq lists its product as uncharacterized. Lineage: Eukaryota; Metazoa; Cnidaria; Anthozoa; Malacalcyonacea; Nephtheidae. Gene Ontology annotation, molecular function: transmembrane transporter activity. The record is from RefSeq and is a predicted model, not a curated record. The transcript has 3 exons. Gene Ontology annotation, biological process: transmembrane transport. Bases 142 to 1536 code for a protein of 464 amino acids.